Molecule: messenger RNA, 381 nt
Organism: Lactuca sativa (garden lettuce)
Lineage: Eukaryota; Viridiplantae; Streptophyta; Magnoliopsida; Asterales; Asteraceae
Source: RefSeq, a predicted model, not a curated record
AUGGACCAUCUUCCACCAUCCACCAACAAUCCUCUUCAACUCGGCCCCCCUAAUCCAACUCCGACAACCUCCGCCGCCGCAAGGAAGAAGAACCGACACACCAAGGUGAACGGAAGAGGUCUCAGAGUCCGAGUUCCCGCGCUCUGCGCCGCUCGCAUCUUCCAACUCACCCGGGAACUCGGCCACCGCUCCGACGGCCAAACCAUCGAAUGGCUCCUCCACCAUGUUGACCCCUCUCUCUUUCCCACUUCCUCCAGAGAUUCCGCGGUGGCGCCGGAAAAUCAACGGUCGUCGGAGCUCGACCUGUUCCCGAAUUUGUCGUUUACGUCGCUGCUGAUGCAAGUCGAAGAAGAUGAGAUAAAGACGAAAAGGAAGAUUUGA